Messenger RNA from Gadus morhua (Atlantic cod), 2937 nucleotides. It is a transcript of the gene tcp11l2, whose product is annotated as t-complex 11, testis-specific-like 2. Bases 158 to 1777 code for a protein of 539 amino acids. The record is from RefSeq and is a predicted model, not a curated record. The transcript is spliced from 10 exons. Lineage: Eukaryota; Metazoa; Chordata; Actinopteri; Gadiformes; Gadidae. Gene Ontology annotation, biological process: signal transduction.
CUGGACAAAUGGUUCGUCCUCGUACUUAGAGGCCAGCUGGAGAAGCGAGGACCUUUAAACGACAAGGAACACAGCAGACCGUCCGGACUUAAUCCAACGCGUUGGAUUAAGUCUCCCUUAACGGAGACCUUAGUAAGCCCGAGCCCACCCUCCCACCAUGCCUCUGAACGACGAGUGCUCCUCCCCCUCCUCUGUCAGCGCAGAGGACCCGUCUAGCCGGAACGAUGGCUCGCAGGGCCGCAGCCACAGCCUCACGUCGGCCAGCGACACGGACUGCUCCCGGGAGAGCUUCACCAGCGACUCCUCCAGCAAGACCAGCUCUCCCUCCUCCAGCCCCCCCAAGAACAUCACCCUGGAUGACAUGAUGUCAUCGGGCAAGGACCUCUCCAACCUCACCCUGGCCCACGAGAUCAUCGUCAACCGGGACUUCCACGUGGAGCCUCCGAAGCUGGCCCAGAACAGUCUGGAGAAGCUGGUGAGAGACACGGUCCACCGGGCAUACUGGGACGUCCUGGCGUCUGAGCUCGACGCCCAGCCACCCGUAUAUGGGCACGCCAUCAAACUGCUGGAGGAGAUCAAGGAGAUUCUACUCUCCUUCCUGAACCCGGGGGCCAAUCGGAUGCGGACCCAGAUCUCGGAGGUGCUGGACAUGGAGCUGAUUGGCCAGCAGGCGGCCAGCGACACGGUGGACAUCCAGGGCCUGGCCUCCUACAUCAUCUCCACCAUGGGCAAAUUGUGCGCUCCGGUCCGAGACGAGGAAGUGAAGGGGCUGCAGGAGGCCCGCGGCAACGUGGUCACUCUGUUUAAGGAGAUGUUCCGAGUGCUGGACCUCAUGAAGAUGGACGUCAUCAACUUCACCAUCCAGGGCCUGAGGCCGGAGCUCCAGCGGCAGUCCGUGGAGUAUGAGAGGGCAAAGUUCCAGAGUAUUCUGGAGAAAACGCCCAGUGCCCUGGACCACACCACCUCCUGGAUCAGGGGGGCCCUGGAGGAGCUGCUGGGGGUCAUGAGCCCCCCCGGCCAGAGCUCCGGACCGGGGAAGGGCCAGAGAGCACUGCCUGGACCCUUCCUGGUCAUGGACACGGCCUUCCUCCGCAUCCUCUCAUGGGACCCCGCCACCCUGUUCCCAGAGACCCUGAUGACGGAUGAGGGCCGGCUGCUGGCCAUCCAGAAGGAGCUACGUCAGCUGGAGGUGGUGGCCCAGGUGCUGCUCAUCGUCUACAGUGCCAUGGGCGGAGCAAUACAGGGCCUCCCCUCAUUGGCCGAGAGACUCAAGAGAAUGACUUGCGUCCUGCUGGAGGGGAUGCACAGCCCGGACUUCGCCCUGGAGGAGGCCCUCCGGGGGGUCAGUGCCCAGCUCUGCGUAGAGCUGAGCCGCUCGCUGACGGAGCGGGGGUACCCGGCCCUGUCCCCCGCCCUGCAGGCCACCCUCACCGGACAGGUCCUCAGCGUGGUCCAGGAGGGGAACCCCAUCCGCAGCCUCGUCGAGGAGCGUGUGAGGCAGUACUUCCUGUCCCUCCUCUCGGCGCCGGCGCCCCAGUCGUGUCUGGCCACGGUCCCGGCCGGUCUCACCUCUGUGCGGCCCGAGCUGGCCUCUCUGGCCGGCCGCUUCAUGGCGCUGGUGGACUUCAACCGCCGGGUCUACGGCCCCUUCUACUCCCGGAUCCUGAAGAAGCUGAUGUUCGACGACAUGCCGCCGCAGCCCCCCUCGUCGGCACCGCCCACUGUGGCUGCUCCCACUAAGGAGACCCCCUCCGAGACCGCCGCCAGCCCCAGUUAACCAGUUCACCCCCGCCGUACCCCCUCCCACCCCCCGUCCCCCGCCACCCUCCACCACAGACUUUGGCUCUAGCUAUAAUAGAAAUUAGCCAGGGACGAUUUUACUGCAUCUGUGCCUGCAGUACCCCCCUACCGCCUCUAGGUGUUGCCGUUUUUCACACUUUCGGUUUUUCAGGAGAACGCCUGGCGACUGCUGUGUGGGGGAGAGGAGUCAGGGAAAUAAAGAGGCACGGGUCAGAGGUCAGGGGUCAGCAUCCGCUUUGUCCUGCCCUCUCUUUCCUGGUUUGUGUUAUAAAUCACAACCAAUAGGACUUUCCAUGUGGAGAUUUCAUUUUGUGAAUCGAUGUUUGGAUAAAGGGAGGUGGCCUCCUUUUAAUAAAGUGGAUUAUUAAAAGGAGGCCAUAAAGAGUUGUCGGAUAAAGUGUUGUGUUGGAGGAAUCUAAAGGAGCAGGAAACAAGUGGAAACGCUGUUACUAUAAUACUUUAGAUCAGAGAACAACUCCAAUGUUCACCUUAACGAGAAGAUGUAACAUUUCAGAUUGAUGUUAUGGAUUAUACAACGUGCUAGUAUUUUUUUCUACACAGAUACAUUUAAAAAGCCAGAAUACUAGGAUCUGUUCUACGAGUGUUGACCUUAAAGAGAUGGCUGAAAUCCUUCUGGUAACUUGAUUAACUUGUUGUUAAAAAUUAAAAUGUGUUAUUUUUAUCCGUCAGACUAAUGGAGGACAAACUUCUGACUCCUUUUCAGGAAAGAUGUUUGCAUUAUACGUUUGUUCGUUAGUCAGUACGAUGUAUAUGGUUUAUGUUACCCUACUCGUGCUAGUUAAUUCCGUCAAGCAUUUAUCCUGUUUACUUACUAUCAUUGUAACGAUGGUAGAGAUUUGUAUUGGUUGUUUUUGUUUGUGUUAUUAUUACGUUUGAGUGACGGCUGGUAAUGGUCGUCACGGUGACAUCGCUCGUUUCUGCAUGUGUCUUGCUGAACGCCGUCCAUCUGCUCCGAUGAGGAAGAUGACGAAGGUGCUGAUGACCAACAGAACGUUUUGCCGUCCAAACUCAUCCUGGACUUGGGGAUCAGCGUUUGGUGAGGAGAAGAUAUUUUGUCGAUGACCCUUCUUUCUGUAAUAUUAUAUUAAUAUAAUAAAAUGUAAUGGGAAAAACUUG